AUGACGCACAUUGGAAAUUUCAGUUCACUAGUGGACUUGCAGGACACGGUGAACUUCUCCAUAGAAGAAUUUUUGUUGGUUUCCAGGGAAUAUCAGUCAGACGACCACUGGUUUUCGAAAGAAGCCGAAUAUUCUAUCAUCAUUUGUUUCGUCGUUCUUAUUUUCCUUGGACUGGCGACUAACGGUGUGUUAUUCUACAUCAUAGCUGGCAAAGGGCGCCAUCAGUCUUCGAGAAACUGGUACAUUCUCAACCUGGCAGCAAGCGAUAUCCUGACAUGCGCAGUGUGCAAGCCACUGACGGUAGUCCGGCUUGUCAUGAAGAAUUGGGUGUUAGGGGAAACCCUGUGUAAGCUAGUCACGUCAUUACAGACUGUAUAUGUGUUCGUAUCAACCUUCACUUUGGUCGCCCUAGCCGUAGACAGAUACAGCGCCAUCAUCUACAACAAGCACCAGACACGAAGGAAACACUGUGUCUUCAUUUGUCUCAGCUUUAUAUGGACUGCAUCUUUCUGCAUAUCCAUACCUAUGGUUGUUGUUCACGACAUUGAGCACGUCAAAGGUUUCAACGGGAACGUACUGUAUUCCUUAUGCACAGAGAAAUGGGAGUCAGAAACUGCUAGAACAACCUACAGUGUGCUUGUUUUGCUAUUGCAGUAUCUUUCUCCCCUCGUCGCCAUUGUAAUACUUCAUUUAUUCAUUGGCAGAUUUCUCGGCUCGAGGCUUCCAGGUAGUUCUGCAGAUGAUGCGAGUAUUCGUCGAAAGCAAAGGCGACACAGGAAAAAUAUUAUUCUACUGUCAACUAUAGCCAUUGCUUUUGGAGUCGCAUGGUUUCCGCUGCAUUUUGUCAACGCUCUUGUUACUUUGGACUAUUCUUUGUUUACUGGCAUUGACUUCCCACUGCUGCACGCUCUAUGCAUGAUGUUGGCUUUCACUUCCGUUUGCCUUAACCCCAUUAUCUACGGCCUGCUGAACACCAACGUCCAGCGCGAUUUCAUGAAGAUGUGCGUCGGAUAUAAGAGAUCCAGUCCCAACCAAGAACAGCUUGGGCUUAUAUCAACACCGCACGAGAUUGUCAACAGCAAUGUUUAUGUGUGCAAAACAAAGAGCUGCAAUCACAUGAGCGCUAUCUGA
Molecule: messenger RNA, 1131 nt
Organism: Candidula unifasciata
Lineage: Eukaryota; Metazoa; Mollusca; Gastropoda; Stylommatophora; Geomitridae
Source: the annotation of a GenBank genome assembly